Molecule: messenger RNA, 3264 nt
Organism: Coccomyxa subellipsoidea C-169
Lineage: Eukaryota; Viridiplantae; Chlorophyta; Trebouxiophyceae; Coccomyxaceae
Product: subtilisin-like protein
Exons: 19
Coding region: 1-3264 (1087 amino acids)
Biological process (GO): proteolysis
Molecular function (GO): serine-type endopeptidase activity
Source: RefSeq, a predicted model, not a curated record
AUGCAGGAAGCAUUGGACUGGCUCACAGCGCAGCCUGCCGUCACAUGGGUGGCACCUGCGCCCAGGGUGCAGACCCACAACUUCUAUGCCACAGGGCUCCUGCAGACGGGUGCAGCUGUGCCCGUAAACUUGUCAUCCAACCUGCCUUAUGGCGGCGCUGCCACCACACACUCUCUCUGGCAGGCCGGCCUGCAGGGGCAGGCCAUGGUCCUGGGAAUGGGGGAUACCGGCCUGGACUUUGACCAUUGCCACUUUGCUGACAGCGCAGUGCCCAUUCCCUACACCGUUGCUCAGGGGCUGUCCCGUGAAUCCGGAUCUGGCAUUCCCUAUUUCCAAAACGCCACCCACCGAAAGGUGCGGUAUUACAGGAUGUAUGCAGACGCUAUAGACGGACAGGGGCAUGGCACACACUGUGCUGGCAGCGCUGUCGGGGCGCUGGCCAACGGUGCGUACUCAAAUUGGGAGGGGAUUGCUCCGGGUGCAAAGAUUGCAUUCCAGGACCUGGGGAAUGACAACACCGGGAAUCUCAGCGUGCCAUAUGACCUCUUCUAUGACUACUUCCCUUUCUCUUACCAGUGGGGCGCGCGCGUACACUCAGAUUCAUGGGGCACCGCUGACGCAACAUAUGACUCACUAGCGGCCGACAUGGAUCGCUUCGCAUGGGCGUACCAGGACUUUCUACCGGUGGUGGCUGCCGGUAACUUUGGGUACCGGGAGCAGGACUCCACCCUUACAUCACCUGCUGUCGCCAAAAACUGCGUUGCUGUUGGUGCUGGGCUGACGGCGAGCUACAACGGCGGCUACGAGAGUGAAGUGGUGACAACGGAUGCCAGCGUGUACGCGCUCAAUGUGACUGGCGGCCAGCCGGGCUCGCGCGCGGAUGGCACCGUGCUCAUCAAGGUUAUGCAAGCGUCGUUUGGGCCGUCCCUGGCUGCGCUGGUGGCUUCCGGCAGGCAGCUGCCACUGCUAGCAGCAACUCCAGUGGAUGCAUGCACGCCGCUGGCGCGGCCUGACAGGUUCAAGAACGCAGUCGUGCUUGCGCAGAGGGGCAACUGCACCUUUGGGACCAAGGUGAGCAAUGCUAUCAAGGCAGGGGCGCUAGCUGUGUUAAUAGCCAACAAUGGGACUACCGGAUUCUUCCGCAUGCAGCCAGACAGCAGCAGCGGUGGCAUCACGAUUCCAUCCGCCUCUCUGCCGCUCAGCACAGCCCGACCCCUCUGGAAUGGCCUGACCGCUGGCAUGACCCUGAAUGCCCAGUUCCUGACUUACAAAUUGCCCACAGAUCGCUUUGCCAGCUUGGCAUUCUUUUCAUCAAUUGGGCCCACCCUGGACGGCCGCAUCAAUCCAGACAUCAUCGCCACAGGCACCACAAUUUCCACAAGCAGUGCUCGGCAGGCAAACUCAUUCACAUGCAGCCUGGAUUCCAUGCGAGGCACCAGCAUGGCCACCCCCAUUGUGGCGGGGGGACUGCUGCUAAUCCGGCAAUAUUUCACAGAGGGGUGGUACCCCUCUGGGGCCCCCAACAUCAGCCGCAGCUAUACCCCCUCCGGACCCCUCAUGAAGGCCGUCUUGCUGGGGGGCUCAAAGGCCAUGGAGGGAAUUACGCCGGACUCGAAUGCCCAGUACGACGGCGUACCUCUCGAUCCGCCCCCCUCAAUGCGCCAGGGUUUUGGCGCGGCGCAUCUGGGCCGCUCCCUGCCCAUCGCCUCAAACCCCUCUGGCUGGAGCAUGCAGGUGGUAGACCGAAAGCCAAUGGCGGCAAAGGGGCAGGUAGACAAGUACUGCCUCGUGUCAACCGUGGGCACGCUGCGAGUCACGCUGGUGUGGGCGGAUCCCCCGGCUGCCCAGGCAGCUGCCGUGCAGCUGGUGAAUGAUCUGGACUUGGUGGUGCAUGCGGACAGCCUGUCUGGGCGCAGCCUGUACGGCAAUGGAGCACUGGACCGUCUGAAUAAUGUCGAGCAGGUGGUGAUUGACAGCAUGGGUCCUGGGCUAGUGGUCAUCUUAGUCACGGGGUACAACAUCCCACAAGGGCCUCAGAAGUACUCCCUCGUUGUCCAGGGCAGCUUCACAGGCUCGCUGCAAAGCGCGUUCAACCCGGCCUGGGACGGCGUCAGCCGCCUCAACUGCUCCCUGCCGGUCCCGAUCAUCAGCACUGCCCCGGCCUCGCUCAGCAACAAGACAAGCACCUCCUUCAGCUUCUCUACAGUUGAUGUUGCGCCGCUGGGGUUUGAGUGCCAGCUGAGCCGCGGCGGUGUCAAGUCCCCAGCGCCUCUGCAUGCCUGGGCGACAUGCGCUUCGCCGGUUGCCAUCAGCGGCCUGACUGACGGCAGCUACCUGUUUGAAGUCCGCGGCAAGGGCUUCACGAUACAGGACUCGCGCAUUUUUGCGGUGGACACGGCCGCGCCGGUAGCCGCGCUGACGGCCGCCUCCGCGCCGGUGCCGGGGGCGCCGCGGAGCGCCGCCUUCGCGUUCUCCGCGCAGGACGCCUCAUUCGUCGAUUUCGCCUGCCGCCUCUCCGUCGCCGGGACCCAGCCGGCCGGCGCUGCCGCCUUGGGUGUUGGCCUGUGGACUAGCUGCACCAGCCCCCAGGCGUACACAUCGCUGCCGUCAGGCAACUGGACAUUUGAGGUGCGAGCCAUUGACGGGGCGGGGAAUGCACAGAGCGCCGCGUAUGCAAAGUACGCCUGGCAGCUGACGCUGCCCGCCGCUUAUGUCAUGCUGACCGGCGGCGACCUCUCACAGACCAUCAAAAGGCAUGUCUCCAUGGAAGCAAUCCUGGUGACUAUUGACACAGCGGCCCCUUCAGCCACAAUUACAAAGUCUCCUGGUGCGAUAGUAGCAGCAUCGGCUGCCACCUUUGAGUUUUCUUCUGACGACGGCAGCAGCGGAUUCCAGUGUGAACUCACUGGAGGAGCCUCUUCCCAGUCCACCGCUGCUUCCUGGGCAAACUGCAGCAGCCCCAAGGCAUAUGAUGGGCUGGAGGAUGGAAGCUACACAUUCCAGGUGGCAGCGCUCAGCGCAUCAGGCGAUCCGGGUUACGCAGCACCAUUCACAUUCACAAUCGACACAGACCCCCCCGCAGUGUCGCAGCUGCGCGUGCGGCUGCAGCAGUCGGGGGAAGCUGCGCAGCAGGUGGAAGCUGCCAGCCUGGGGGAUGCUGAGCUGGCGGGCCAGGUCAGCGGCAGCUUCCAGACAGCCAGCGGCUGCCUCAAUGCAAGCUUCUCUGCCUUUGAUGGAGUCCUCGGCUCGGGCAUUGCAGGGUGA